AUGUUGCCGAAGUUCGAUCCAACAGACCCAAAAGCUUGCUUGGCACUUCUUGAGGAUGUGACCACUAACGCAAAGCAGAUUCAAGAUUCCGUGUUGGAAGCAAUACUCUCACGUAAUGCUCAAACCGAGUAUCUUAAAGGUUUCCUCAACGGUCAAGUCGAUAAGCAGAGCUUCAAGAAGAACGUACCAGUUGUGACCUACGAGGAUAUCGCUCUUAUAUCGAUCGUAUCGCUAAUGGAGAGCCCUCUGACCUCAUCUGUGAUCGACCCAUCACUGUUCUCUUGUCCAGGAAGCGAGUGUUUUUGCAGCUCAGGUACAUCAGGAGGAGUUCCAAAGUUGAUUCCUUUGACAGCAGAGGACUUGGAACAGAGGCUACUGUUUUCAUCUCUCUAUGCACCUCUGCUUUACAAGCACAUAGAAGGGCUUAGUGAAGGGAAGUCUCUCAUGUUUUACUUUGUGACUCGAGAAGGCGAGACUGCAUCAGGCUUGAUGGUCAGGACUAUGGUAACAACUGUUUUGAAAAGCCUGAAUCAGUCCAAUUCAUUUAUUUGGGAUCGAAUGCAGAUAAGCCCGCAUACGAUUUCGACUUGUGAGACAUUACACAGAGCAUGUACUGCCAACUUGCUUUGUGGGCUUGUACAACGAGAAAACGUAGCUCGCCUUGGUGCAACCUUUGCUUCUUCUUUCCUCAAAGUAAUCAAGUUCUUGGAAGAUCACUGGGAUGAGUUAUGCUCCAACAUAAGGACUGGCCGGCUCAGCGACUGGAUCACAGACCCCCAUUGUGUUUCAGGGAUGGGUAAGUUCCUCACCACUCCAAAUCCAGAGCUAGCGAGCCUAAUCGAGCAAGAAUGCAAGAAAACAUCAUGGGAGGCAAUAGUGAGGAGACUAUGGCCAAAUGCAAAAUGCAUCGAAGCCAUUGUGACCGGCUCCAUGGCACAGUACAUUCCAAUGCUGGAAUUCUACGGCGGUGGUCUUCCUAUAAUUUCAACGCUUUACGGCAGCUCUGAAUGUUUCCUUGGUUUCAAUGUCAAUCCUUUGUCCAAGCCUUGUGAUGUGUCUUACACUGUCAUUCCAAGUACGGCAUACUUCGAGUUCUUAGAGGUCGACAAAGAACAUCAAGAGGCUGGUCAUGAUCCAACAAAGAAGCCUGCGGUGAUCGAUCUUGUGGAUGUUCAAGUUGGCAAUGAUUAUGAACCUGUUGUCACAACGUUUUCUGGUUUGUAUAGGUACCGUUUGGGGGAUGUUUUGAGAGUGACUGGUUUCUACAACAAUGCGCCACAAUUUCGAUUUGUGGGAAGACAGAAAGUGAUUCUGAGCAUCGACAUGGACAAGACCUACGAAGAAGACCUCCUCAAGGCAGUGACAAACGCGAAGCUCUUGCUCGAGCCACAUGGCCUAAUACUCGUAGAUUUCACUAGCCUUGUGGAUUCCUCCUCGUUUCCAGGACACUACGUGCUCUACUGGGAACUCGGUAGCAAAUUCAAGGACGCAAAGCUCGAGCCUGACCCGGACGUCUUGGAAGAUUGCUGCUUCACCGUCGAGGAGUCUCUCGACGCUGUUUACAGAAAAGGACGAAAGAAUGAUAAGAACAUUGGACCGCUUGAGAUUAGGGUUGUUAGGCGUGGAGCUUUCGACGAGCUCAUGAAUUUCUUCUUGUCUCGUGGCUCGUCCGUGAGUCAGUACAAGACGCCAAGGUCAGUGACGAGUGAAGAAGCCUUGAAGAUAUUGGAGGCUACGGUUGUUUCCAAGUUUGUUAGCCGGAAAACUCCGUCGUGGGAGCUGCAUGAGCUGCAUUCCACCAGAUAA
Messenger RNA from Microthlaspi erraticum, 1806 nucleotides. The record is from the annotation of a GenBank genome assembly. Lineage: Eukaryota; Viridiplantae; Streptophyta; Magnoliopsida; Brassicales; Brassicaceae.